GUCCCAAUUGGCGACAAAGCAUUGUUCACCCAUCCCAAUCCAGUCAAGCUUCGACAUGAACCCACCCCCAUCUGCCAUCUCGGGAGGGUCGAUGGUGUUUACGCCACCACCGCGGCAUCAAAAAACAACAGCGGCAAGUCCCGCGUCGGCGAUAUUGCGCAUGGGUCGAGACUUUACGAGGCAAGCAGAGUAGUAUUGUCUUCUGUCGCUGAUGAACUAACCGAUGUGUCGAGCUACCAUGUAGGUAUGAAUGGGAUAUCCGUGGUCUACCCGUACGGGAUACCUGAGUCACCGCAUACGAUCCUUGCCAACAACGACGGCGAUAACGACAACGACAACAACGGACCCUCCCCGGGAAUAAGGCGGCAGUUUCAUGUCAUGCAAAACACAAGGCGAGCACUCGCUGCCCCCAUAGCGAUGCACACUCUGCUCUGGUACAUGGUUACGGCGGACGGGGUCGACAAAGCAUCCCUACAGCGUUGUCACCAAGUGCUCAAGACUUGCAGCUCAGCAGGCCCCCCAGUCAUUCUUCUCUCCGGUUGGUUCUGCCUCCGGCUGGCACUCGCCGCCCGGCUACUUUCCAUCACCGGCUUCCCCAAUCCGGCAACGCCAGAAGCCGUGUCUUCACCCCUGCUGCCGCCGCCGCCGGUCGUCUUGCUCGCCUCGGCUGUCGCCUGUCUUGUCAUCCAUCCUUCCAUGGCUCAGUUCUCUCGGAUCUGCGGCGCCGAAUCGGCUUCUUCUCAACCAUCGAUCUCAACCAUCGACCAAGCCUCAUCUACCUACCUAAAGAUCCCACUUUACGCCCACCACUGGCGCCUGGCGCUAGAGGCACUGACUAACCCGCCCGCGCCGCAACAGCAUUGUGGGCAGCCCUAA
Molecule: messenger RNA, 876 nt
Organism: Colletotrichum navitas
Lineage: Eukaryota; Fungi; Ascomycota; Sordariomycetes; Glomerellales; Glomerellaceae
Exons: 2
Coding region: 247-876 (209 amino acids)
Source: RefSeq, a predicted model, not a curated record